Odocoileus virginianus texanus is the source of this 1172-nucleotide messenger RNA. RefSeq names its product olfactory receptor 10H1-like. Gene Ontology annotation, cellular component: plasma membrane. NCBI's taxonomy places the organism in Eukaryota, Metazoa, Chordata, Mammalia, Artiodactyla, Cervidae. The record is from RefSeq and is a predicted model, not a curated record. Gene Ontology annotation, molecular function: olfactory receptor activity; G protein-coupled receptor activity. Gene Ontology annotation, biological process: detection of chemical stimulus involved in sensory perception of smell; G protein-coupled receptor signaling pathway.
AGAUACCAGUCUUAGCAGGGUUCUACAUUCCCAUCAUCCCAGAAGGUGAAUAUGCAGACCUGGGCUGCCUCCCCAGGACACGGAGCAGCCUCUGGGGCAGAGCCAGGAGUGGUGGAAGCUGACAACCUCCCCCUAUCCAGUAGCUGACCUCUUCACAUCACACCACACUUCAGGCACAGCCUUCAUGCAAGGAGCCAACUUCACAACAGUGACUGAAUUCAUCCUCACCGGCUUCUCCACCUUCCCCCGCCUUCAGCUGAUGUUCUUCCUGCUCUUCCUGCUGAUGUACCUGUUCACGCUGCUGGGGAACCUGCUCAUCAUGGCCACUGUCUGGAGGGAGCACAGCCUCCACAUUCCCAUGUACCUCUUCCUGUGUGCCCUCUCAAUCUCAGAGAUCCUAUACACCUUCGCCAUCAUCCCGCGCAUGCUGGCCGACCUGCUCUCCACCCACCGCUCCAUCCUUUUCAAAGCCUGUGCCAGCCAGAUGUUCUUCUCCUUCACGUUUGGCUUCACCCACUCCUUCCUGCUCACAGUCAUGGGGUAUGACCGCUACGUGGCCAUCUGCCACCCCCUGCGCUACAACAUGCUCAUGAACCUCCGAGGCUGCGCCUGCCUGGUGGCCUGGUCCUGGGCUGGAGGCUCAGUCAUGGGGUUGGUGGUGACAUCUGCCAUUUUCCAACUCACCUUCUGUGGGUCUAAUGUGAUCCACCAUUUCUUCUGCCAUGUGCCGCCUCUAAUGAAGUUGGCCUGUGGGAACAUCUCCACUGUGGCCAUGGGUGUGGGCCUGGUGUGUAUCACUGCCCUGCUGGGCUGCUGUCUCCUCAUCCUCUUGUCUUAUGCCUUCAUCGUGGCCACCAUCUUGAGGAUCCCUUCAGCUGAAGGCCGGCACAAAGCCUUCUCCACGUGCGCAUCCCACCUCACCGUGGUGGUUGUGCACUAUGGCUUUGCAUCUGUCAUCUACCUCAAGCCCAAGGGGCCCCAAUCUCUGGAAGGAGACACGCUGAUGGGCAUCACCUACACGGUCCUCACUCCCUUCCUGAGCCCCAUCAUCUUCAGCCUCAGGAACAAGGAGCUGAAGGAAGCCAUGAAGAAGACCUUCCUCAGCAAGCUCUUUCUCCAUAGCUCCUGAAGUGGCAGGUUUUGUAACAGGAGUUGUGGCAGGUAGAAGCACU